Sphenostylis stenocarpa is the source of this 1485-nucleotide messenger RNA. The record is from the annotation of a GenBank genome assembly. Lineage: Eukaryota; Viridiplantae; Streptophyta; Magnoliopsida; Fabales; Fabaceae.
AUGGAGAAGGAGCGACCCGCAUGGAGACCCGACCCAUUUCACGCCAUGACGCCGCGCGACCCCAUGGAGUUCCUCUCGCGGUCGUGGAGCGCCUCCGCGCUGGAAGUCUCGAAGGCCCUCUCUUCGUCUCAACAGCUUCCACCUUCUUCCAACAAAACCAACGCCAACAACAACCUUUGUUCUAACAAUUCUAAUGCCUCUGUGAUACUCGAAGACAUAGCGGGUGAAGUUGAAGAAUCAGCCACUGUUUCUGGCAACCCUUUCUCCUUUGCUUCCUCUGAAACCUCGCAGAUGAUCAUGGAUCGUAUCAUGUCCCACUCCUUUGGUCAGCAGGAGGUGUCGCCAAGGACCUCAGGAAGGCUCUCUCACAGCAGUGGCCCUCUUAAUGGCUCCCUCACAGAUAGCCCCCCAGUCUCCCCUUCUGAGAUUGAUGAUUUCAAGUAUAACCGUUCCAACAACAACCAUAACGCCACCAGCAUCAUCACCGGCCUGAAUGGUCAAUACUGGGGUGCCGGUGGCGCAGCCGCAGCUGCCGCCGCAGGCGGUGGCAAGACAGUGGGGAGGUGGCUGAAGGACAGGAAGGAGAAGAAGAAGGAGGAGACCAGGGCGCACAAUGCUCAGCUCCACGCGGCUGUUUCAGUUGCUGGCGUCGCCGCUGCUGUUGCCGCCAUCGCCGCCGCCACUGCAGCCUCUUCCGGCUCCAGAAAGGACGAGCAGAUGGCGAAGACUGACAUGGCGGUGGCGUCGGCAGCCACGCUGGUGGCAGCCCAGUGUGUGGAGGCAGCCGAAUCAAUGGGUGCCGAGCGUGACCACCUGGCCUCGGUGGUCAGCUCCGCCGUGAACGUGAGGUCUGCCGGCGACAUCACGACGUUGACGGCAGCUGCCGCUACAGCUUUACGUGGGGCAGCCACGUUGAAAGCGAGGGUCCUUAAGGAGGUUUGGAACAUAGCAGCUGUGAUUCCAGUGGAGAAGAAUUUGGCUGGCGGUGGCGGUGGCGGCGGUAACGGUAGCAAUGGUAGUUCCAAUAGUAGCUUCAGUGGAGAAAUUGUUCCAGAAGAAAAUUUCUUGGGUAUCUGUUGCAGAGAAUUGCUAGCCAGAGGUUGUGAACUUCUCAAACGCACACGGACCGGUGAACUGCAUUGGAAAAUUGUAUCUGUUUACAUAAACAGGAUAAACCAGGUUAUGGUGAAGAUGAAGAGCAGGCACGUUGCUGGGACCAUCACAAAAAAGAAAAAGAAUGUGGUGCUUGGAGUGAUCAAAGACAUGCCUGCUUGGCCUGGUCGCCACUUGCUUGAAGGUGGAGAGAACCGUCGCUACUUUGGUUUGAAAACAGUGAUGCGUGGUGUUGUUGAAUUUGAGUGCAGAAAUCAGAGAGAAUAUGAUGUGUGGACUCAGGGUGUGUCAAGGCUUCUGUCCAUUGCUGGUGAGAGGAACAACAGAAACAGAAUAUUAGAUCUUUUGAUAUAUGGUGGGGUGGGGGUUUGA